AGGGAAAAAAUGCCGCCCCCUUUUCUCCGAGCCUUUAUCUCUUCCGACCAUCUCGACGCUAAACCCUUUGGUACCAGGAGCGGAUCCGCACGCAUCUCCGCUCUGUCCGUCUGUCUCUCUCGCCCCUGCCACCUUCCGCACCCCUCCUUGGCUUCUUUGCCACUCCAGGAGGGGUGGGAGGAGGAACUGCACUUUCUUUUUGUGCGAGUGAGCGUACCUUUUCCUGCACCGACGUUUCCCCUCGCAGCCGCUCCGACCUCGCGCCGAGAUUUGCGUUUAUUUUGUUUUGAUUUUUAUUUUCAGCGUUCUCAUUUCUCUUGUUUUAUUCUCCCUCGAGAGAUGCAGGAGGAGUUAGGAAGCUCAGGGACGGAUGGGGGUUUCGUUUAUCCUUUUUUCCCACCCUCUCGGCAGCUCUUGAAGGACCAGAAGAAAAACUAAACCAAACAUUUUAUUUCCCGACGGCCUCUCGCCUUUCUCCUGCCCCUCUCUCCGUGGAUUAACAAAACCGCACGUUUCACCCCCAAAAAUAAUACUAGAGAAGAAAAGGAGGGAGCGACGCAUUGUUACCCGGGCCGCGGCGGAACAAAGCCGGCAGCGCCGCGCCGGGCUCCGCGCAGCGCGGAGCGGCCGCCGGUUCUCUGCGCCCCGGGGCUCUGCGCCGGGCCAGGCCCGGGAGCUGCGGGAGGGGGACAGAGGGGAAGGAGAGCCCGAGGGGGCGGGAGAGAGGGAAUAACCCCGGCUGGUGCUGUCGCCGCAUCCCUUUUGUUACUUCUCGCGAUUGGGGAAGAGGAGGAAAGAAGAGCGGGGGAACCGGCACUUCCCGGCGCAGUUUCCUCCCCCCCCCCCCCCCCCCCCCCCAAAUAUAACCCCGACUGGCAGCAGCUGCCGGUGGUGCCCCGAAUUAGCGGGCGGAGGCAGACUUCGAUGGGGGAAACGCUUUUUCUCCCCUGAUGCAUCGUAAGUAACUUAAGUUGUUAUUUAUACUCCGCCACCAACCACGGCGAUAACAUCUCCCCAUCUCCGGAGCGCUGGAGGCCGCGGCGAGGGAUGAGAUCUGCCUUUUCCCCAUCCGAGCAGGACACUUUUCCCGCUCCUAAUUCAUUUGAUUUGAUUUUGAUGUUUUAAUUUUUCCAUGCUCCGCUCCCGGAGGGUCAUUUAAACUGUAAAGGAAUCGCCGAGGGGGCGAGGGGACCUGGAGAGAGAGGCUGUCCGAACCGCUCCGCCGAGGCUCCUCCUCCGCCCCCUCCAAAGAUGAUGCUUAGCCCGGACCAAGCUGCCGACUCCGACCACCCCUCCUCGGCUCCCUCCGACCCGGAGUCCCUGGGCGGCGCGGACCCCCAGCCGCUCAGCUGCUGCGUCUCCGACCCGGAGCCCGCCGAGGGCGGCGGCGGCGGCAGCGAGGGCCGGGGCGGCGGCGGCGGCGGCAGCGUUGGGGAGGGCCGGGUCGGGGGCCGGCCCGGGCUGCACCCGCCGCCGCUGAGCCGGGAGGAGAAGCGACGGCGGCGCCGCGCCACGGCCAAGUACCGGUCGGCGCACGCCACGCGUGAGCGGAUUCGAGUGGAGGCCUUCAACCUGGCCUUCGCCGAGCUCCGCAAGCUGCUGCCCACCCUGCCCCCCGACAAGAAGCUCUCCAAGAUCGAGAUCCUGCGCCUCGCCAUCUGCUACAUCUCCUAUCUCAACCACGUCCUCGACGUGUAGCGCCCGCCCGCCCCGACGGACCCCCGGAGCCCCGGGACUCUCCCCCACCUCUGUCCCCGGGGCUUUUCCCUCCCGGUGCUGCCGACGGAGACCCCCUCCACCCCGUUUUUCGACGAGAAGUGUAAAACUGGAUUGUUUCUUCAGGCUGUCAAGUGCCCCUUUAUAUAUAUAUAUAUCCAAAAAAACCAUCUACUUGUGACCUUAAACGUGUGACCCAUGGGUGCAGUUAAAAAUAACUAUUUUUUAUUUAUGGUAGAAGGAGUCGACAAUUUAUUUUUUUCCAAGAUUUAUUUAUUUUUCAGAGUGGUGGCGAUUUUACUUUGGAUACUUUGUGCCGAUUCGUUUCUAUAGUCGGGUGUUUACACUUUCUCCGUGUGGAACGUUAUGUUUAACUUUAUGAGUGUUUGUUGGGAUGGAUACAGUGUUCCUUUUCCUUUAUUUAUUUAUCAUUUUUAAUUCAUUUCCCACCCUCCAAUUAUAUUGCACUUGUGUACGACAAACCUCCCUUGUUUAUAAGUAUAUUUUAUAUAUAUCAAGGCAUUUGUUCUUGACCUUUUUUCCCCCCUUUCUUUUCUCUUGUGGAAUGGAGAACCACUAGCACUUAACUAGGAGAGGUUUUUUAAACACUUGUUGUUCUUCUGAUCUAUAGUUACGUCUGGAAAGUACUUUGCAAAUCAUUUAUAAGGGAAGUAGUAUCUUUGUGGGGUGUAUAUGUGCGUGUGCGUGUGCGUGUACAUGCAUGUGUGGGGGAGUGAGCGCCGGUGUGUAUGUGGGAUGGUAUAUUUUUAGGAAAGGACCUUUUUCCUAAAGAAAAAAAAA
Strigops habroptila (Kakapo) is the source of this 2517-nucleotide messenger RNA. RefSeq names its product nescient helix-loop-helix 2 (gene NHLH2). Lineage: Eukaryota; Metazoa; Chordata; Aves; Psittaciformes; Psittacidae. Gene Ontology annotation, molecular function: DNA-binding transcription factor activity, RNA polymerase II-specific; protein dimerization activity; RNA polymerase II cis-regulatory region sequence-specific DNA binding. The transcript has 2 exons. Gene Ontology annotation, biological process: regulation of transcription by RNA polymerase II. Bases 1252 to 1698 code for a protein of 148 amino acids. The record is from RefSeq and is a predicted model, not a curated record.